Messenger RNA from Magallana angulata, 507 nucleotides. RefSeq names its product endothelin-converting enzyme 1-like. Bases 81 to 467 code for a protein of 128 amino acids. Gene Ontology annotation, biological process: protein processing. Gene Ontology annotation, molecular function: metalloendopeptidase activity. NCBI's taxonomy places the organism in Eukaryota, Metazoa, Mollusca, Bivalvia, Ostreida, Ostreidae. The transcript has 4 exons. The record is from RefSeq and is a predicted model, not a curated record. Gene Ontology annotation, cellular component: plasma membrane.
AUUUGUAUGACAAAUACGGUAACCUUAACAACUGGUGGACUGACCAAUCAGCAACCAGGUUUCAAAGCAAGACUUCCUGUAUGGUUAGACAAUACUCAAACUACACUGCAGAAAAUACUCAUCUGAAAGGAGAGCGUGUUUUGGGGGAGAAUAUUGCUGAUAAUGGAGGCCUUAAGACAGCAUAUAUGGCCUACAGACACUGGUUCAAAUCAAAAGACUCAAAUGAGGUCAAGGACCUUCCUGGACUGACCUUGACCCAAGAACAACUGUUCUUUGUUGGAUUUGGGCAGCUCUGGUGUUCCUAUUACACUCCCCAGUACACAAAGCAGGCCAUUCUAACAGACGAACACACCAUCAGCAAGUUCAGAACAAUUGGUGUUGUGUCCAAUUCUGGGGACUUUGCACGAGCAUUCCAGUGUGCCCCUAAAACUCCAAUGAAUCCCCAGAUAAAGUGUCAAGUCUGGUGAAGAUAAGACUUCAUUCCUACUUACUUGUCUGUGAUCAUAA